CUGUGCUCUGGCAGGUAUGACUGUAAAGACACAUUUCUUUGGAGACUGCUCAAGGCACCGCGCUUCUUGACGCACGAACGGGUUUUACGCACAGAAGUCUUUUGUUUGUUUUUUUUAGACUGAACCGUGGUGCUGACCUCUGUAAGGAUGAAGUUAGAGGUGUUGUGUGGGAGUCAUGACAUGAAACAUUUGGGACUGAUCGGUGGUGCAGAAGGGAAGUCUUCCUCUGCCGAGGAGGAGCUGGGGUCGGAUGGAGACUGCGUGGCGCACAGCCCCUCGCCUCCCGCUACUCCGUGUGGGAACAGCAAGUCCAAGCCGUACACACGGAGACCCAAGCCCCCGCUUUCGUACAUCGCUCUCAUCGCCAUGGCCAUCCGGGACUCCCCCUCGGGACGCUUGACUUUGGCGGAGAUCAACGACUACCUGAUGAAGAAGUUUCCCUUCUUCAGGGGCAGCUACACCGGCUGGAGGAACUCGGUGCGGCACAACCUCUCCCUGAAUGACUGCUUUCUCAAAGUGCUCCGGGACCCGUCGAGGCCCUGGGGGAAGGACAAUUACUGGAUGCUCAAUCCGCAGAGCGAGUACACGUUCGCCGACGGGGUUUUCCGGCGCAGAAGAAAGCGCAUCAGCAAGAAGUUCAGCCUGGAGCCGGAGGUCUCGGAGCCCGUGGAGGAGUCGCAGAUUCCCCACACAGCUGCCCCCACCACCGUGACUGACCCCUGCCCCAGGUUUACCAGCUCGUUUGCUAUUGACAGCAUCCUCAGUAAGCCAUUCAAAAGAGACUUAAACGAGCGGCACUUCCCUCUGAUCCCUGCGUUCAUGUGGCCAUCCUACACUGAACCUCUGCUACGUCACAACGCACCUGCCUUGUUCCCUUAUUAAAGCCCUGUCACCUGGACUCUGCUGCUUUCAGGAUCAAAGAACAUCAGAAACAAAGCAGACUUGUUGUUUCGUGAUGAAACCAGUUACUGUGCACUGAAUGUAGAUACAAGACAGCAAACAAACACAAAGGACAGCUUAAAAAAACCAUUAUGGUUUUGCGGUGACACUUGAACUUCAUAUUUGUUUACCUUCUGUUUGUCUCUUUUUAAAGCUCAAACUGCUGUUUUACUGAGCACAUGUACUUGCUGUAAAUGUUACUGAAUAAACUAUUAACUUUUUAUGUCCAACAAUGGACUUCAAAUGCA
Messenger RNA from Austrofundulus limnaeus, 1187 nucleotides. It is a transcript of the gene foxq1a, whose product is annotated as forkhead box Q1a. NCBI's taxonomy places the organism in Eukaryota, Metazoa, Chordata, Actinopteri, Cyprinodontiformes, Rivulidae. Gene Ontology annotation, molecular function: DNA-binding transcription factor activity, RNA polymerase II-specific; RNA polymerase II cis-regulatory region sequence-specific DNA binding. The transcript has a single exon. Gene Ontology annotation, biological process: regulation of transcription by RNA polymerase II; anatomical structure morphogenesis; cell differentiation. The record is from RefSeq and is a predicted model, not a curated record. The coding region runs from base 148 to 882 and encodes 244 amino acids.